Molecule: messenger RNA, 2079 nt
Organism: Caenorhabditis remanei
Lineage: Eukaryota; Metazoa; Nematoda; Chromadorea; Rhabditida; Rhabditidae
Exons: 11
Coding region: 1-2079 (692 amino acids)
Source: RefSeq, a predicted model, not a curated record
AUGCGAAUUUCGAUGCUCUGCCUGUUUUUGGCUGUUUUUCAAGUGGUCGGGGCAACCUGCCCCUGCGAUGGAAUAACUCUCGAUGGAAGUGAUCAGGAGCAUUGUUGGCUAGUUUUACCAAGGGAAGGACGUUCAUGGAGUGCGGGUGAUGAUUCGUGUGUUGCUGUUGGAGGACAUCUUGGACACCCAAUGGAUGAUAACUAUGGAACGAUUGUCAGUUAUGCACAGAAGGAAUCAAGCUUGCCGGUGCUGACAGGAAUUGUGGCUAGUAAUGAUGGUGUCUCGAUUGCUGGAGCUUUGUGCCAGAACAAUGGGUUUUGGGAAGUGAUUUCCAAUACAACAAGAAUUUUUACAAAUCAAUCAAACCUAACUGCAACAUGUACUUACAUCAAACCGUCAACCAACGGAAUUGUAUUCGACGAGUGUGGAAUUGAAUCGAAUGUUCUUUGUGACCGACCAUUGGAAAAACAGGACUACUGUAGCAUAAUGGCCAACUGCUCUUCCACGACCACUCUGUUGUCCACAACUACUGCAAUGUCUUCUACAACCUCUAACCUCUCAUCAACGUCACCAACCACGCAGUUAUCUUCGUCAUCGUCCACUGCAGGUGGAAUUGCAUCUCUUUCUACCACAAAAGUUGGACAAUUGACUUCGACCGUGACUGAUGCAGGGAGUGGAAAUGGAAACGGAGGAUCGGUGACAACAUCGGCUUCGACUUCUACAACUUGCAAAUGUACUGGUAGUGAUGUAACUACAACGACCACCACUGCGGCUCCAGCUGGCUCCUGUCCCCAACAAACGGGAUGUCUGAAACAUCAAUGGAAGAUUUUCGGAAUGUGUGUGGAUUGGAGAGCCAUGUUGGCGUUGCUGGCUAUCGGACUACUUCUGUUCUUGUGUUGUUGUAUCUGCCAUUGUUGUAUGCAUGCCUGUAUGUUCUGUACACCAGCGAGAAAAGAGAAAGUCAAUCGAAAUACUGUCGUCGCACCGGUUCCUGUUUUGUUGCCACAGAAGGUUGACUACGAUGUUGAAAAGUCGGAAACUGUCGUUCUCCCGCCACCGGCUAUACAGCCGGAGCCAGUUUACAUCACCGUACCGGAGAAGCACGAGUCGGUCUACGGAUUCCACACCAAGGAAAUCAUCCAUGUUAUGCCUGAAAGACCGCAUACCAAGGAUGUAGCAACCAUGACUGAUAUUCUUGAUAACGAGCUGCCAACAUUCAUGCCUGUUCCUACUACAGCACCAUUGAUGAAGCGUAAGAAAGCUGUGAAGAAACCGAAGAAGAUGUUCAUCCCUGCCACCGCUGACCCAAUGAACAGUAUUGAAGAGGACAUUGCUGCUGAGAUCCCGAUCGACAUUCCUGAUAGCCCAGGAGCCCGUUCAGUUGCCCCACUUGGUGACGUUGUAGACCCCGUUCCAAUAGUUCCUCUCAAUUUCGCUCGUAAUCCAAAGCCAAUGAUGCCAGAGCCAAAAUCCCAUGAUGACAUUCCGUUGCCAGGCCAAAGUUCCAUUGCCCUUCCACCACAACAACAGAAGCCGAACAUGUCUUCCGAUAAUGGCGAAUUCGAUCCUUCUGGAUUAAGAUCACCACCAAUUCCGGCAAAUGCGAAACCAAACGAUGCUGCUCCGAAAAGAAUGACAUUCUCUCCAAUUGCUGAUGAGUCUGAAGAAGAGACCGGCGCCCGUAUUCCGUCACCACCUCGUGAGCCAAAGGCGUCCGGAGGAAGAUCAGGAAACAAUGGCAACAACAAUGGAUCUGGUCUCUCGCCGAAUUCUGCACCGGAAAACCGCCCAACCUUGAAAAAUCAACGUCUUAACGAAAUGCCAUCUCCGACUCCGGCGGGAAAUCCACCUGCUCCAGCCAAAUCACCGUCUUCUAGUAAUGGAGGCUCCAGUAAUCCGUUUGCCAAUCUUGGGGGCGCUUCGCCAGCUCAAGAAGACAAUGGAGGACGUGCUCCAGGGGACGAUGUUGGAAUGAGAGCUGCAAGAGGACGACUUGGAGGGGCUGUCCGUGGCGGUGGUGGCGGAGGAGAAGCUCCAAGUGGCUGGAAGCCUUGGGCAAAAGGUGGAGCUCGUCGUUAA